Letharia columbiana is the source of this 3561-nucleotide messenger RNA. RefSeq lists its product as uncharacterized. Bases 1 to 3561 code for a protein of 1186 amino acids. NCBI's taxonomy places the organism in Eukaryota, Fungi, Ascomycota, Lecanoromycetes, Lecanorales, Parmeliaceae. The record is from RefSeq and is a predicted model, not a curated record. The transcript is spliced from 2 exons. Gene Ontology annotation, molecular function: ATP binding; nucleic acid binding.
AUGGCAAAACUUCAAGCUGCCACCGUCUCGAAUCAACUUGUCCGCAAGCAAAAGCGAAAGGCGCCUUCUGAUGUUGCAGAAGCUGAACCCCUUGAUGCUCUGCCUUCAAUUCCUACAUCAACAGUCGCAACCAAAACACAUGAUGGAGGCAAGAAACCUAGGCGAGCGUCCAAGGAUACAAAUGCUGGCAAGGGAAAGCUUCCUCUAUUGCGCCUGGAUUCUUCGACAGUGGUCGAGACCUCUAUCCUCUGGCCUGACGAGCUGACCAAGCUCGCUCAGGCGCACCGCGCCCUGAACCUUGUCUACACUUUCUGUUGCACCCGCAAGCACUUGGCCACCACAUUUGAGACCAUCAAAACGGCAGUAGAAGGUCACAUAAAGCGAGAAUUAUUGAUCACGGAUGUUGCCCGGAUCAAGGCCCUUGUGCCUCGAGCUAUCAACUUUGCCUACGUGGAUGAAUCCAGCUUGCAAGUCGCAGUGCUUGGAGAGGAGGAUGGAAUCAAGGGUGGUAGGGCAAAGGAACUUCGGCAACUCGAGCUUUCCAAAGAGGGAGCGUCUGAACGGGAUGCAUAUGAUAAACAGAAGGAGCUCCUGUUGUUCGAGUUCAUUGAUGGAGAUUUGAAGCGACAAGUGACAAACUCGAAGACAGGGGAGCCCACUAAGCCUUUCCGGAAACUUCGAGAGGAAGACUUGAAAAUGCCGGUGUAUAGCCAGAAACAGAUGAUGAAGUUGAUAGAGAAAAGGAACACCAAGUUCACGUCCGCUAUCAAUGCUUUUCUCAAUCAAUGUGCUGCCGAUGAUGUUAACCCUAUAGCGACAUUGAAAGAAAGAGAGAAGGAGUACAUUCCUAGACCAUCUGAUAACAUGGGAGACUCUCCAGCACCGGCACUAGCGAAGCCUCCACUAAGGAUUCCCACGGAGCGUGACACCGUUGCGAAGAUCAUUGCAGAUAUAAAAGCAAUGGAAUGGUAUACGGGGCAGAUUGUGCCGGAAGGCCAUCGCGUCUUUGACCCUCAGCAGCCCAUUUUCGGUGACCUGAACUUCCAAUUGUCGCAGAAUUUGGUCAAUGCAUUGUACAACACUCGGGGCAUCACCCAGCUCUAUUCUCAUCAAGCGGAGGCGAUAAACAACCUGUAUGAAGGUUUCAAUGUCAUAGUAUCCACGUCAACAAGCUCUGGGAAAUCUCUAAUCUAUCAGAUUCCCAUGUUACACGAGCUAGAACAGGAUCCUAACGCUCGAGGCAUGUACAUAUUCCCUACCAAAGCACUUGCCCAAGACCAGAGGAGGAGCAUGAAGGAACUACUUCGUUUCAUGCCGGGGCUGGAGAACUUAGUUGUUGAUACUUUCGAUGGGGAUACCCCUAUGGCUGAUCGACACCUCAUUCGCGAUGAAGGCCGAAUUAUCUUUACGAACCCAGAUAUGCUGCACAUCACCGUCCUUCCCCAGGAAGAUAAGUGGCGAACUUUCUUACAAAACCUCCGAUUUGUAGUGGUCGACGAGCUUCACGUCUACAACGGACUUUUCGGCUCGCACGUAGCUUUCAUUAUGCGAAGGUUGCGAAGAAUUUGUGCGGCCGUGGGAAACCGUCACGUGAAAUUCGUGUCGUGCUCUGCUACUGUUGCAAAUCCAGAAGAGCACAUGAGAACAAUAUUUGGCGUGGGGAACAUCAAACUCACAGAUUUCGACGGGUCACCGUCUGGUAGGAAGGAGUUCCUGUGUUGGAACACUCCGUUCAAGGAUCCCAAAGAUCCCUCUUCGGGUAGAGGAGAUGCUAUGGCUGAAACGGCAAGGCUUUUUUGCCAGCUCAUCUUACGUGGGAUCAGAGUGAUUGCCUUCUGCCGAGUUAGAAAACAGUGUGAGGUUCUCAUCACUGCAGUACGAAACGAAGCCACAAAUCUGGAAAGGCCCGACGUCGCCGCUCGAAUCAUGGGGUAUCGCGGAGGUUAUGCACCGCAAGACAGACGGAAGAUCGAGAAAGAAAUGUUUGACGGGAAAUUAAUGGGCAUUGUGGCGACCAAUGCUUUGGAACUCGGGGUUGAUAUUGGAUCACUGGAUGCCGUGAUCACGGUUGGUUUCCCAUACACUAUCGCCAAUCUACGACAACAGAGUGGUCGAGCUGGACGAAGGAAUAAGGAUUCCCUGUCCGUUCUGGUUGGCGACUGCUUUCCCACCGACCAAUAUUAUAUGGAAAAUCCUGAUGAGAUUUUUACGAAACCUAAUUGCGAGUUGCAGGUAGACCUGCAAAACAUGCUUGUGCUGGAAGGUCAUAUACAAUGCGCAGCUUUCGAAAUGCCAAUCCGCCGGGACGAAGACAAACUGUACUUUGGCAAGCAAUUACCAGAAAUAGCAGAGGAACGAAUGGUAAAAGAUCCUUUAGGUUUCUAUCACUGCAACGAACGCUUUCGACCUCAACCCUCGAAAUGCGUUGCCAUACGCGAUACAGAGGACGGCCAUUUUGCAGUGAUUGACAUCACCAAUGGCCGUAAUAUCGUUCUUGAGGAGGUCGAGCCAUCUCGAGCCUUUUUCACAAUUUAUGAAGGAGGUAUCUUCCUGCACCAAGGCUAUACAUAUCUCGUGAAAGAGUUCUCUCCAGAACAAAAGUACGCCAAAGUCAGUCUCGUGAAGGUCGACUGGACCACUCAACAGCGUGACUACACCGACGUCGACCCAAUCGAAACUGAGGCAAUCCGUCGUAUUCCAAACUCGCUUUCCCGCGCUUUCUAUGGCGCCAUCAAGAUCCGCGCCCUUGUAUUCGGCUUUUUCAAGAUCGACAAGAACCGACGCAUUCUUGACGCGGUCCAAGUGGACAAUCCGCCUAUUGAUAUAUUCAGCAAGGUACAGCUGCCUCUCCUCGCUUGCAAAGUUGAUGCAAGUUAUACUAAGUCCUCUCAGGGUAUGUGGCUAGACGUGCCUAAGUCUGCUCUGAACCUGUUGAACAGCCGGCGACUCAAUGUUGCUGGUGCUAUCCAUGCAGCAGAGCAUGCAAUCCUCAGCUUGAUGCCACAAUUCGUAAUCAGCAUGCCAGGAGACGUACGGACUGAAUGCAAAAAUGCGCUGAAAGAAUUCGCAACGAAAGAGACCUCUCGAAAGCGUCCUGCGCGACUGACAUUCUAUGACGCCAAGGGGGGUUCUGCAGGCUCUGGCAUCUCGACAAAGGCCUUUGAGUUUAUCGAUCUUUUGUUAGUACGAGCAUGCGAUCGGGUAGUGGCUUGCCAUUGCCAAGAAGGAUGUUUAGAAUGUUGUUGUAGCGAGAUUUGCAAAGAGCAGAACAUGGUAAUGAGUAAAGCUGGUAGCGAGGUCAUCUUGAAGUGCCUCUUAGGCAAAGAAGGAGACAUCAAUGUCGAUGCUUUGCCGUGGGGCCCAGAUGAGAAUACACCGGCGGGUAUCGAGACCGUCGUCGCUGCUGAGACGAUCAGACCAGCCCGCGGUAAAAUCUUAGAGGAGGUUCUGAUCAAAAGAAUUUCUGGUGGUGUGCAGCGGGUCGUCCUUGACCACGUUGGGGACGGGAGGGAGGAUGGGAACCAAGAAGUGAUUGAAAUUAAGGAAGAAUCAAUUGAGUGA